AUGUCCGACAAUACUGAGCCACAGGUGACUUCUGAGGAACAUGGAGAGGACAUAUUUGCGGAAAUGGUCGAUGAUGAUUUGGUAGAGGUGCUCCCACCUGAAAUAAAUAAGCUCAUCGUCAAGCGUAAUCAUUCUGGGAACAGGAUCAUUCAGAUAAUUGAUAGCAUCAACACAUUCCAGAAUGAUGUGGUUAUGCUAGAAACAAGGCGCGACAUGCUGAAGCAAUGCUAUAGAACUUUUGAUGCCCUGCAAAGUUCUUUGGAGCAGUCUGUUCCUGAUGAGAUGGCAUCGAGAGAUAGCAUUGAAUUGAAAUACAUAGCCGGAUUGGCAGCUCUCGAAAAAAUUAUUACGAUGCAGAAAGCAACCGCACCGAGUUCAGUCCAACGGGAUUCGGUAAGAUUACCAACAAUCGACUUGCCAACAUUUUCAGGAGCGAAUGACCAGUGGUUGGAAUGGGUGGAUAAAUUUAAUUCGCUUAUCCACAAUAGAACGUUGCCCACUAUUCAAAAAUUUGAAUACUUAAAAGUAUCACUCAGAGGGCCAGCCUUGGGAAUAGUCGAUUCCCUACCAACUACCGAAGGCAAUUAUCAAAUAGCUUAUGACCUUCUGUUCCGUAGAUACAAUAAUCCGAAGCUAUUAGUACAGCAACAUAUCAGGGAAUUAUUCGAACUGAAACCCAUGGAUAUUGAAUCAGCGUCUGGGCUCCGAGAGCUCUUCGAUAGAGCCAGAAAACAUUUACGCUGUUUGGAAACUUUAGCCCAACCGGUACAUACGUGGGAUGCCAUGUUGAUACAUUUGGUAGCGAACAAACUAGACUCAGCCACACGACGACAAUGGGAAACGGCUGCAUCUGGCAUUGCACCACCCACAUAUGAACAGCUUGAGAAUUUCGUUUUGGAUCGUUGUCAAGUGAUUGAUGCUAUGCCAAUCAAACGUAAGACAACCGUUGACCAUUCGAAUGUUCCUCCGAAACGCGUAAAACCGGAAACAAGAUCGUUUGUAGUCAAAUCGGCACAGGACAACAAAUGUGCAGCAUGUAGUGGUUACCAUUUUGUGGGUGUCUUUGACAAGUACAGGACCAAAUCUGUUGAAGAAAAGUUUCGGUUAGUCAAACGAGUCGGAUUAUGCUUCAAUUGUCUUUCAUCUAAUCACACAGCAGAAAAAUGCCGAGGAGGCUUAUGCAGAAAGUGCAAAGGACGGCAUCACACAUCAUUGCACCGGGAUACUACCCGUCAUUCGAAUGGAAAUUCAAAUAUCAAACGUGAGUAA
This is a messenger RNA of Uranotaenia lowii, 1269 nucleotides long. RefSeq lists its product as uncharacterized. NCBI's taxonomy places the organism in Eukaryota, Metazoa, Arthropoda, Insecta, Diptera, Culicidae. Bases 1 to 1269 code for a protein of 422 amino acids. The record is from RefSeq and is a predicted model, not a curated record. The transcript has a single exon.